Neocloeon triangulifer is the source of this 1592-nucleotide messenger RNA. It is a transcript of the gene mEFTu2, whose product is annotated as elongation factor Tu. Gene Ontology annotation, cellular component: mitochondrion. The record is from RefSeq and is a predicted model, not a curated record. The transcript is spliced from 2 exons. Gene Ontology annotation, biological process: mitochondrial translational elongation. NCBI's taxonomy places the organism in Eukaryota, Metazoa, Arthropoda, Insecta, Ephemeroptera, Baetidae. The coding region runs from base 157 to 1539 and encodes 460 amino acids. Gene Ontology annotation, molecular function: GTP binding; GTPase activity; translation elongation factor activity.
GAAGGUCCAGAGCUUCGACAAUUUCUCCACCAGAGCGAGCGCGCAAAUUUAAAAUCCAAAGAAAAACAAAAACACAGCUGCUCAGAUUUAAAAUUCGCAAGCGUUCGCAUUCGCAGGUGCCAAAAUACAAUCACGAGUGAUUUUUCUCUCGAAAACAUGGCGCUUCUAAGAAAUAUAACAAAGCUCUCAAGACAAAUGUUCUCGGCGAGUCCAACUCUUGUUUCAUCAUGCACCUGCCGAAGAUCACCGAAUGUUUUGACGAGUAGACCUUUGAUGAGAUUUCUUUCUACUAAAGCAGUCGAAGAUCCAGAAAAAAGCGAAGUUCUUCACUGCAAUGUUGGAACAAUUGGACAUGUCGAUCAUGGCAAAACAACACUUACGUCAGCCAUAACAAAAAUCUUGGCCAAGGAGGGUAAGUCAAGGUACACAACCUUUGACGAAAUUGACAGCGCCCCUGAGGAAAAGGGUCGUGGCAUCACCAUCAACGUGGCUCACGUAUACUACCAGACCAAAGCCAGACACUACGCCCAUACAGACUGUCCGGGACAUGCAGACUAUGUGAAAAACAUGAUAUCUGGUGCUUCACAGAUGGACGGCGCCAUCCUAUUAGUGGCAGCCACUGAUGGUCAAAUGCCCCAAACCAUGGAGCACCUGCUUCUUGCCAGACAGAUUGGAAUCAAACACAUUGUUGUCUUCAUUAACAAAGCAGACCUAGUGGACAAGGACACUCUCGAAUUAGUCGAACUGGAAAUCCGAGAACUGCUCUGCGAUUUUGGCUUUGAUGGCGUAAAUGCGCCUAUUAUUUUUGGCUCUGCACUUCAAGCUUUAAAGGGUGAAGAGACGGAAUAUGGUGUGCCAUCUAUCAGGAGGCUGAUGGACGCUUUGGACUCCUAUAUACCAACUCCGACCAGGGAUUACAAGUCUCCGUUCGAGAUGCCCAUCGACAAUGUUUUCAGCGUUCCAGGACGAGGGACUGUAAUCACCGGAACAAUUAAAACAGGAACCAUCAACAAAGGAGACGAUGCAGUGGUCCUCGGCUUCAACGCAGAACACAAGACAGUGGUUAACGGUCUUCAGGUGUUUAAGAAAGAUGUCAGCCAAUCCAAAGCAGGAGACAAUGUUGGAGUGCUAGUGAAAAACCUGAAAGUGGCUGAUCUGGAGAAAGGAAUGAUUAUGUGUGCUAGAAAUUCAAAGAAAAUCAGUAACCACUACAAGGCAAACAUCUAUUUCCUGACAAAGGGCGAGGGUGGACGUAGGAAACCCAUUCUUAAUAAGUACAUCCAACAGCUUUUCAGCCUUACUUGGAAUUGUGCCGCUCGUAUUGAUUUGGAAGCCGGACAGAAUAUGUUCAUGCCUGGUCAGCAUGGCCAGGUUUAUUUAACAUUAAUCAAGAAAAUGGCAAUGACCAUCGGUCAGCCUUUCACGAUUCGGGAGAACAAUGUUACAGUUGCCACAGGAAUGAUAACACAGACUUUUGAAAGUUUGCAAUUCCCCAAUGAUAAGUUGUUCAAAGCUGAAGUUAAUAAUGAUUUGAAGUGAUUAGUUGGAAUAUAAAUAAAAUAUAAUCGAAUUCAAAGGAUUUUCAAUUUGAA